GGCAGAUAAGGAAAUUAAAGAGGAAGGAAAUGCUUCGCCCUUGACACACUAAAGUAGGAAUCGGAACGCGUGAGGGUCAAUUUUAUAAUACAGUGUAUGGAUACAAAGCUGAAAUUGAGGAGAAUAACCGACACGUCGUUUGGUUUCUUAACCGAAAGCAAUCAGUUUCAACUUUCAACAGAACAACCAUGAGUUCAGGCAGCACGGAAAAGCAGAAGGACAAGGAGAAGGCGAGGGUGAGUCGCACGUCGUUGAUACUGUGGCACGCACAUCAAAACGACGCCGCGGCGGUGCGGAAGCUCCUGCAGGAGGAUCCGUCGCUGGUGAAGGCUGGAGAUUAUGACAACCGUACGCCGCUCCACGUGGCCUCCCUACACGGCUGGAUCGACGUCGCCAAAUGCUUGAUUGAAUUCGGCGCUGAUGUCAACGCGCAGGAUCGUUGGAAAAACACUCCUCUGGCUGAUGCAGAGGGAGCUAAAAAGACUGAAGUGAUCGAGCUUUUGAAAUCGCAUGGAGGCUUGUCUUAUGGCCAAAAUGGAAGCCAUUUUGAACCGAAGCCUGUUCCGCCGCCGUUGCCGAACAAGUGUGAUUGGGAAGUAGAACCUACUGAGUUGGACUUCUCUAAUUCAGCGCGUAUUGGAAAGGGAUCUUUUGGUGAGAUUUUAAAAGCCCAUUGGCGUGGAACACCAGUUGCUGUCAAACGCAUUCUUCCAUCUCUUUCAGAAGAUAGAAUGGUGAUUCAGGACUUCAGGCAUGAGGUCAAUUUGCUAGUGAAGCUUCGACACCCCAACAUAGUUCAGUUUCUUGGAGCUGUUACUGACAGGAAGCCCCUUAUGUUAAUUACUGAGUAUCUAAGAGGGGGUGAUCUUCAUCAAUACCUAAAAGAAAAAGGUUCACUUAGUCCUUCAGCAGCUAUAAACUUUUCGAUGGAUAUUGCUAGAGGAAUGGCUUAUCUUCACAAUGAGCCAAAUGUUAUUAUUCAUCGAGACCUAAAGCCAAGGAAUGUUCUUUUAGUCAAUUCUAGUGCUGACCAUUUAAAAGUUGGAGAUUUUGGAUUGAGUAAGCUUAUCACAGUCCAGAGUUCUCAUGAUGUAUACAAGAUGACUGGUGAAACUGGGAGCUACCGCUAUAUGGCUCCUGAAGUUUUCAAACACCGGAGAUAUGAUAAGAAGGUUGAUGUGUACUCCUUUGCAAUGAUUUUGUAUGAGAUGCUUGAAGGUGAACCACCUUUUGCAAGUUAUGAACCUUAUGAUGGAGCAAAACACGCAGCUGAAGGAUUCAGGCCUAGUUUUCGGGCAAAGGGUUACAUCCCUGAAUUGCAAGAGUUAACGGAGCAGUGUUGGGCUGCUGACAUGAAUCAAAGACCUUCCUUCAUAGAGAUCCUUAAACGGCUUGAAAAGAUCAAGGAAAAUUUACCCUCAGAUCAUCACUGGCACUUGUUCACUUCAUAAAUAUUUUCCGAACAUUAAUAUGUUCAGAAAUUCAGAUGAUUUACUUGGCAUUACCAUUCAGGCGGUUUGCCUUCCCUAUUGCUGCUGGGUUUAUGGAUUGGUAGAGCUAACUGGAAAACCUGCAAAGUCAAUACUUAUUUUCAACUGUGUGGAUUAAUGAACAGAACAGGCAAUGUAGAUUGCCAUUUUCUGGUUUCUACGCUCCAUUGCUUUUUAUCUCAUUAAAGCUCCCGUUCCAUUCAAGGGAGCAUAUUCAAGUUGUUGCUUUAGUGUAAUGCGUUUUAAGUGUACAAACAAAUUGAGGAAGUAGGCCACCACAUAUGCUAUCCGCUGUUUUAUGUUUCAUCUUUCGUUUAAAAAAUCAAUAAUAGUUUCCUUUUUUGUAUUAUGUUGUACCAAUUCCUGUGGUGUAAAUGG
Molecule: messenger RNA, 1868 nt
Organism: Gastrolobium bilobum
Lineage: Eukaryota; Viridiplantae; Streptophyta; Magnoliopsida; Fabales; Fabaceae
Product: serine/threonine-protein kinase VIK-like
Exons: 11
Coding region: 189-1451 (420 amino acids)
Biological process (GO): protein phosphorylation
Molecular function (GO): ATP binding; protein kinase activity; protein binding
Source: RefSeq, a predicted model, not a curated record